AUAGAUUGUAAAUUAUAUGGAAUAAUGAUAAAACGAUUAAAGAUAAGCAGAGGUCGAUAAUGUCAUCAGCAGAAGUUGAAAGUUCACGGCAUUUGAUAAGCCAACCAUUAUGGAUAAAAGAUCCUAAUUAUUUUGAUUUACAAAGUUCAACAAGAUCUGAUUAUUUAUGGGAUCCAAGAAGUUCACGAAAAACUGAACCUGAAGGAAUUCGUGCACGUAGUUUUAAACCAAAAGUUUCAGCAUACAGAAGUACACUUAAUUGGGAUUUAGGCGAGAGAGCAAAAUCUAUCUCGUGUGUACAUACUCAAAUUAAUCCACAAACAUAUAAGAAUCAAAGUUAUUCUUUGAAUAGUUUAUUAGAUCAACAACCAAGUGACUGGCUUAUUGAUGAUUAUGAUUCAAAACACAAGGGAUGGAGACGAACAGAACAGAUGGUAAGAAAUAAAGAUUCAUUCACAAAAACUUCAUUAUAUCGUGAACAUUUCACACCAAAAGAAGCUGAGCAUGUACAACCGGUGAAACCUGUUCAUAUACCAUUAAAAACUUCAGAGAAAUUUAGUGAUAAAUCUGUUUAUACGGAUGAAUAUACAUGGCGACCAAUAUUAAUAGAUUAUAAUCGUUUAAAGCAUCAUAGACUAUGUCUUCCAAUUGAAUGCAUCCCAUCAAGACCCAGAGAUGAAUCAAAUAUAAUGACUAUUGGUGAAGAUGUUAUAUCAUUGUCUAAUACAAAUUCAAAGCCAUUUAAAAAUACAACUUACAGAGAAGAUUUUCAAAGGCGUGAAUUGAUUCGUAAAGAACCAGUUAUGUGUAGAAAAAUUUCUCCUACAAUCAAAUUAUCUAAGGGUUUAAAACCACCUUACGAAAUUCAAGAGUCUGAUUUUAGUAUGAAUUCAAAAUAUCAAUAUGAUUAUGGUUGUUUACUAAAACAUCGUCGUCUAUCUAGUCAGUUACCUGCAGCUGGAAUCACAACAACCGGUGGACCUAUUAAAAAUCAAAAUCAAACUUAUUCAUUUGACUCGGAAAAUUAUCCUUCAUUUAUAAAAGAAAAAUCUAAUAUCGGAAAAGAAAAAACUCAAGAAUUCUGUUCAAAUAUCAAUUUAUCUCGACAAAUGUAUUUACCAGAUAUUGUUGAACAAAUGGACAACAAAUGGCCAUAUUUAGAGCAUAAAAAAGGAUGUUUCUAUUCAACUAGACCAUUGGAAGGAAGUUUUUAGAAAUCGUCGUUAUCACUUGUAUUUCUGUACCGAUUUCCACCAUAAAUAUUUCUAGUGGAGAAAUACAAAUUAUU
Messenger RNA from Schistosoma turkestanicum, 1288 nucleotides. The record is from the annotation of a GenBank genome assembly. NCBI's taxonomy places the organism in Eukaryota, Metazoa, Platyhelminthes, Trematoda, Strigeidida, Schistosomatidae.